This is a messenger RNA of Orbilia oligospora ATCC 24927, 1554 nucleotides long. RefSeq lists its product as uncharacterized. Bases 1 to 1554 code for a protein of 517 amino acids. The record is from RefSeq and is a predicted model, not a curated record. NCBI's taxonomy places the organism in Eukaryota, Fungi, Ascomycota, Orbiliomycetes, Orbiliales, Orbiliaceae. The transcript has 4 exons.
AUGGGUAGCGGAUGGGGAGAUACCGACGCACAGAGUGAGGGUGGACGCCGCAUAUGCAAACACAUGCAGGACCCAAGUAAAAAGCCCGACCCCGCUUUUGAGGGCAGGUGGGACUCAUUCGACGAUGUAAUGCUCGACGCCUCGAUAUACAGGUGGUUACAGGGUGUGGAAAUAACACCACCGAUAUCACACCCGAAUAAACCGGUCAGGGGACGUAAAAGACGGAGGCACAAUAUGGAUUUUCGAGACGAAUUUGGUCAUGAAGUUGCCCAGGAUGAAACGAGAACACGGGAUAUCUGGAGUGGUCAACGUGGGGAAGAAACAGAUGGGGGUAAUAACGCUUAUAGUAUGGAGGAUGUGGCCGAAGUUCUUCCAGUUCGACCUAGUUCACCCCAGAAAAGACGACUAAGUUUGAUAUUGAGUAGUGAGCCGUCUAGGAGCUCUGGCGAUAUCAUCUUUGAAAGCCGCAAGUUCGCUGCAGCCAGUGCCAAAUGGACAACGUCCACGGCUGGGACCCGAGUGUCGAGUCCGGACAAAUCGGCAGGCGGCACGAGAUAUUCGAGCCCCGAAAAGUCGAACUUGAGAUCAAAGUCUAGGAGCACAAGCCCUGAGAAACGAUCAGUGACUAGUAAAGCUACUGGACAAACUACCAUGGGCUUUCGGAGGUCGGAAAUGGCAGAAUGCACACCAUCCUUUAUAUUUGGGCACCACAAUCGGCUCGCUUCGGGGUCAAUACCAUUAGUCGUUGCAGCAUUUCGCAAUCGCGCUGCCCUUGAGACAGAGUACCCCUUUGAGUUCUUUGGACCCUCACUAUUCGCUGAUUCUUCCCCACCUCGCAAGAACUUCUGCGGCCACGUGGAGGAUCAGUGCAUGAUGGGGAUUGAACAUUUCAAUACUGACGCAGGUGAAAGUGCUUGGUCGACAUACGUGAACGGGGUGCUUCAGGGUAUACCCACAGGCGAAGCCCAAUCCAAAAAGCAGUUAAUUAUCAGUGGCAUAGAAAACCGGCAACUGCUGGCGAGUGUCACGCCUAUUGGUGCUCCAACUUUGCGAUCCGAUCUGAUUAUCGAAGGAAAUUCAAAUUUUCCAUCGCCUUUUGCGGAUACCUGCCGCAAGAAGGUUUUUCCGCCAUCUACAGUUGACAAAAGUUUGUCCCCUACCGCGCAGCGGACUUCGCAAUUGAGGCCAGCAUUCUGCGUGAUCGAAAUAAAGGCUGCCGGUGGAGAUUUACAAGAGGCUCAAACGCAAGCAGCUGUUGUCGGGGCAGCCGUCUUAUUGAAGGCGAGGCAAAUCGGAGCGAAUGAUGAUAUUAUUCCCUUUGUGCCAGCUAUUAUGACAAUCGGACACAUCUGGCACCUCAAUCUUAUAUACGAGGAGACAAAUGGAAUUGUCAUUGCAGGGCCGUGGAUUAUUGGGGAUACAUUGACAUUUCUUGGGACCUUGAGGGUGGUCCUAUUUGUUGAAGAGUUGAGGAGCUAUGCUGUGGAUACGUGGUGGCCAAAGUUUGUUGAUGGGUCUUGCCGGGAGCUACUUGAGAGAGAGCUGGUAGGCUAG